AAUGAACAGUACACGCCGGCAGUCCGUUGGGAGAGUUCCCGUUGCAGUAACCGCAUUAACACCCUAAGCUUUUGUUUAAGUGUUUAGUGUCGCACGCUGACGACAUAGCGCCGAAAAUCGUAGGAAAACAAAUACUCAUAUGUAUAUUUCGUUUCAUUGCAUAUAUUCAUACAUCAUAUAAAAGUUGUAUAUUAAACCAAACUAUUAUUUGUAAAGUGAACAAGUCAAUUAACACAGCUGAUUGCAAUAACAAAUAAAUAUCAAAAUGACAGCAAUACAACAGCAACCAGAUGAACUAAUAGCAAAUCCGCCACUGCAAUCUCCGCAGCAGAAGUUUGCAUUGCUACCGAAGAUCAUUAACGGCGGCAUUGCUGGCAUUAUUGGCGUCACGUGUGUGUUUCCAUUGGACUUGGUAAAGACUCGGCUGCAGAACCAGCAAAUCGGUCCAAAUGGCGAACGUAUGUACACUAGCAUGUUCGACUGCUUUCGCAAAACGUAUUCUGCAGAGGGAUAUUUCGGAAUGUACCGCGGCUCGGCCGUGAAUAUUUUGUUAAUCACACCUGAGAAGGCGAUCAAACUGACGGCGAAUGAUUACUUCCGACAUAAACUUACCACCAAGGAUGGUAAACUGCCAUUGAGCUGCCAAAUGCUGGCUGGCGGUUUGGCUGGUGCUUUCCAAAUUAUAGUGACCACGCCCAUGGAGCUGCUGAAAAUUCAAAUGCAGGAUGCCGGGCGUGUUGCCGCUGCCGCUAAAUUGGCUGGCAAAAGCGUUGAAAAAGUGUCAGCCACACAAUUGGCCACGCAACUGAUCAAAGAGAAGGGUAUCGUUGGCCUGUAUAAGGGCAUUGGUGCUACGGGCCUACGUGAUGUCACAUUUUCAGUCAUUUACUUUCCACUUUUUGCCACACUUAAUGAUUUGGGUCCUCGGCGGAACGAUGGCUCUGGCGAAGCGGUAUUUUGGUGCUCCUUCUUGGCCGGUUUGGCAGCUGGCUCAACGGCAGCCCUGGCAGUCAAUCCGUUUGACGUAGUCAAAACGCGUUUGCAGGCUCUUAAAAAGGCCGAUGGCGAAAAAGAGUUUAAGGGAAUAUCUGAUUGCAUUAGCAAAACUCUGAAGCACGAAGGACCCACCGCUUUUUUCAAGGGAGGUCUUUGCCGUAUGAUAGUGAUUGCUCCAUUGUUUGGUAUCGCACAAACCGUUUACUAUUUGGGCGUAGCCGAAGGCUUGCUGGGCGUACAAAAGAAGCAAAAGAACUUCUACCCCAAUGACAAUAAGAUAAUUCAAAUCAAUGCUAUAUUAUGUAAGUGUUUAUUUUAGCCAAACAUAUCUAUAAAAUUGCAAAUGAUGUCUCUAUAGAUAAACAUUACAAUUAGUCUCUACAAUUUGCCCGUUCUUUUGCCGUUAUGAUUAUUUAGUAAAUUGCAUUUUUGUCUUCUUUUGCUUUUAGGCAACGAAUAAUGUAACUGUUAAAAACAUUAAAGCAAUAUUACAUAUUGACAUGCAUACAUAUAUUCUACAAAAACUGACAUAAUAUUAUUACGUUAGUGAAAUGUACCCACAUUUUAUUACAUCAAUUAUUAUACGUUUUCAAAUUUCAAGUUAAAGCAUUUUAAUCGAUUGGCAACUGAAACGAAAUCUGAAAGUUUUGCCGUCCUGCCCAGAGUCAUUAACGGCGGUAUUGCGGGCAUCAUUGGUGUAACAUGUGUCUUUCCGUUGGAUUUGGUGAAGACGCGACUGGAAAAUCAGCAAAUCGGUCCCAAUGGUGAACCCAUGUUCGAUUGCUUCCGCAAGAUUUACGCGGCGGAGGGUUACUUUGGCAUGUACCGCGACCGUUAACGACUAUUUUCGUUAUCACCUGGCUACUCCGGAGGGAAAACUAACUCUGUUCAUGCAAUGUCUGGCCGGAGGUUUAGCUGGUGUAUUUUAAAUCAUUGUGAGCUUUUAAAGAUUCAAGAUUUAAAAAUUGAUACAUAAGUGUACACCUAGCAAAACAUAAGUACAUAGGACCUGAGGCAUUAUUUAAGGGCGGGCUGUGUCGCAUGAUUGCAGUUGCUCCACUUUUUGGAAUAGCUCAGAUGGUCUACUUUUUGGGUAUGACCGAACGUAUUCUGGAUAUUGAACAAAAUUAGCCUGUGUAACUUAAUUUUGUUAUAAUUUAAAAUUUGAUUAAUUUUUUUCGACUACAACAAUGUGGUUC
This is a messenger RNA of Drosophila novamexicana, 2195 nucleotides long. RefSeq names its product mitochondrial glutamate carrier 1 (gene GC1). The record is from RefSeq and is a predicted model, not a curated record. The transcript has 9 exons. The coding region runs from base 266 to 1315 and encodes 349 amino acids. Gene Ontology annotation, molecular function: L-aspartate transmembrane transporter activity; L-glutamate transmembrane transporter activity. Lineage: Eukaryota; Metazoa; Arthropoda; Insecta; Diptera; Drosophilidae. Gene Ontology annotation, biological process: aspartate transmembrane transport; malate-aspartate shuttle; L-glutamate transmembrane transport.